CCAAGAGAAGAUAUAAAGAAAUCUAGAAUGUCAGAUAAUACUAAUAACAAGGAAGUAACAACCGGCGUAGUCAAACCAACUGCUUCUAUACUACCAACAGAAGUUACAGGCCCGAAAGCAGAAAUUGGCAAAUAUUUAGCCAUGGAUUGUGAAAUGGUUGGUGUAGGUAGAGAUGGUGAAGAGAGUGUUUUAGCCCGCGUUAGUAUAGUCAACUACCAUGGCGCUGUUAUCUACGACACUUUUGUCCGUCCAAUGGAGAAAGUAACCGAUUUUCGUACAUGGGUCAGUGGUGUUACCUUCAAAGAUGUAGAGAAAGCUCCUCUAUUCAGUGAAGUUCAGCAGCAUGUUGCAGAUUUGUUAGAGGGUAGAAUUCUCAUAGGACACGCGAUUAAUAACGAUUUGAGAGCUUUAUUGUUGACGCAUCCACCUUCGCAUAUAAGGGAUACCGCAAAGUAUGAACAAUUGCACACUAUCGCUAAAACUAAGAGACCAAAACUCAAAGCUCUCGCUAAGCUCGUUCUUGGUAUUGAUAUCCAAGAAAACGAACACAGUUCUGUAAUUGAUGCGCAAGCUACAAUGGAAGUGUACAAACGUUAUCAAUCAUUGUGGGAGGGCACUCUCGCUCGUCAGGCAAAGAUACUCCAAGCUAAGAAAUCUGGCAAGAAAGGUGCAAAAAAGAGUAACAAUAGCAAUAUUAAGAAGAAGAGUCCAGUCAACCUCAACUCAGCUGCUCCUACCGCAUCUUCUGCAUCUUCAUCUGACUGGUGGAAUGAAUCUGCCAUGACAACAGCAUAAUUAAUCAUCAUAAUACCAAAUAGACCAACUUGUUGUAUAAAUACACUAUUUAUUGCUCUUUAACUUUUAAACUCUUUUCUCUUUCUCUCUAAUCUUUGAUGCUUUCUUUCCUCUCUAUAUGCAGUCUCUUCUUUCACUUCUGGUGUGUCUUCAUAUGCUCUACUACCCAUACCCCAGGAACCAAGGCCCAUUCCAUGAUCCUCUCUUACACCCCAAACGUGAUUAUUAGAGAAAACAGGUGCAUUGUCACGUUGAAGUAUACCACCUGGGUUGUUAUACUCUUCGCCAAAAUCUUCACCAUGGGUAGCCAUUUCAGCUAACUUUUUUAUACCUUUUGUUGCAUUUGUACUUUUCUCCCAAACUCUAGCUGAAAUUGGUAAACUUAUCCAUUUUUCUGGAUGAUUUGUUAAGUAAUUUGAAGAUCCCAUUUCAAUUAAUCUAGAUACAGCGCGUCUAUAUGCGAAUUUUUCAUCUUCACCUGAUAAAAUUGCUAAUCCGUGUAAUUGUUGAGCAGGUCGUGUUUGUAAUUUUGAGCUGAUCGUACCUGCACUUGAUACAUGCGGUGAUGAUUGCGCUUCUAUACCUUCAGAUAUGGCUUCAUAAGCUAUUAAAUCAUCAAUCUCUUCUUGUUUACCCGUCGAAUCAGGAAAAAAUAAUCUAUCAAUAUUGUCUUGCGCGUAAGCUAUCAAUCUACAUUUUGAUUCAUAAAGGGCGUCUAUAAGUGUAAUGAAUCUUCUCGCUUGAUUCUUUUGAGAUAUGCGCAUAACUGGUAUUUGAUCAAUAAUUAUAGUAUCAAAUGUACUAGCAAGUGCUAAGUAAUCUGAUGCACCGAGUGGGCUAUCACAUAAUUCUGUGAAGGUGAAUUUAGCUAUACCCUUUGAAGUUUCAUUAAUAUAGACUUCACGUCCAUAAACCAUUAAUUUCCGCGAUUGUCGUUCACUUCCCAUCAAUUUUUCAACAAGACAUUCAAAUUCAUGUCUGUCAUUGACAAACCAUGAUAUAGUCUCACCGUGUGGUUUAGUUGUCCGAUGAUCUAUUCCUGCAUCGAGAUUUAAACCAUUACAACGCCUUUCAAGAGCGAAAAGAAAGUCAUUUAGGUUCUUCGAUCCUACACCUUUAGCAUAUAGUUCUGACGGUGGUUUGUUGGAUGUAGAGAGGAGAAUUCCACCAAACCUCAAAAACCAACUGAGGGUAUCUCUAAGCAAAACUGCUGAUGCUAUGUCUAACAUUUGUAGCUCAUCUAAAUAGAGUAUAUGGCCAUGGUUGAGAAAUAACUUUCGAGCAACAGCAAAAGAGAUUGAGGUAUGCAUCAUUAACGAAUUCUCCGCUUCUAGAUCUACUGGAUUAGAUUUUUGGGCUUCCUCACUGAAAAUACCUCUUCUCCGCUGCAUUUCUUCCCAUACUAAACCAUAGACUAAAGUCAUAAAAGCAUGAUAAUGUAGUCUAAUUUUACGGGAUGUUGGUAGACUUCCAAACCAAAUGUCUAAAAUGAAUGACUUCCCAGAUCCUGGAUCACCAUAAAGUAGGAUGCCUUUCGGAGUUUGAAGACCUUCCAAAGCUUCAGUACCGGUGAGUGACUUCACCAAUGCUGUUUCCUUAUCGUGGUCAUCGUGGCUGCGUAAAUUGGUGAGACGUUUGAAUGAGUUUAUCCAACCGGACUCUUGUUUAAGUGCUCUACUAAUUGGUUUUAAAGUUCUGAGUAAUUCCAAUGGUGGUGUAUAUUCACAUAAUUCCUUAUGAUGUCCUUUCAAUCUUGUCAAUAUCGCUAAUUGAUCGCGAUCGUUAUCAAUCUCUCCGAGUGCUAGUUUAGCUCUCCAUAAAUCUAUCGGAUUUGUGUGCACGAU
This is a messenger RNA of Wallemia mellicola CBS 633.66, 2639 nucleotides long. RefSeq lists its product as hypothetical. Lineage: Eukaryota; Fungi; Basidiomycota; Wallemiomycetes; Wallemiales; Wallemiaceae. Gene Ontology annotation, biological process: rRNA processing; ribosomal large subunit assembly. The transcript has 3 exons. The record is from RefSeq and is a predicted model, not a curated record. Gene Ontology annotation, molecular function: 3'-5' exonuclease activity; nucleic acid binding. The coding region runs from base 28 to 795 and encodes 255 amino acids. Gene Ontology annotation, cellular component: nucleus.